GUUGGCCGUAUGCUAGGCUGGAUCGUUCGUAGUCGUCGUCGUCGUCGUCGUCGUCGUCGCCUCGCCAGUUUGUCGUCGUUGGCCGUCGCAGUCGUCGUCAUAAUCGUGGCGUGUGUGAAUACGCGACGUGCGUUAUUUUUUCUUUUUUUUUCUCAUUUCUAUCGGUUUUUGCUGUUGGUGCACGGUGCAAUUUAUCCUAUUUGGUAUCGGGUGACGCGAUUAGAUUAGGAGUGUCGACCCUAAUUUGGAAUCGAAUGCACAAUUUGACAGUUGGUGAACUACGGAAUCUUGCCACGCUUUUUUUUUUGCGCUGCCGUGGGAUCACUUGCUCGAAUUUGUUCGCUGACAGCUGUGCAGUGUGGCUUUCGGUUAUGGUUAUUUGUCGAAGGAUUCCCGUUACUUUUUCGGAAUUGGCUACAGCUGCUGUUCCGUGAGAAAUCGCAAAUCUCCUGCCGACGAAAGGUUUAUCGCAGUUGUUGUUGUUCGGCAGGGUGUUAAAUCAUACACUAAUGCUCCGCUUAGAGUGUGUUUUUGGGGUGGCCCGUUUGUCACGGUCGCCGGCGGCUUAGUCAAAGCGUCGAGUGGUGUAGUGUUUUCAGACUAUGUUGUCUUGUUAGCAACAAAGCAACGUGAUAAAGAACCCAACUCCCCUCUCUCUCUCUACCCCUUUCCCCGUGUUGCAGUCGAAGUCCAAUAUUUUGCUAGUGCUAGUGGCAGCAUGUAGUCUGCAAUGUUGGAAUGUUCUACGAUAAUAAUACACACGUGAAAACGAAGGGGUAACCGGUUGGAAGCAAUCUUGUGUUUUGUUUGUUUAGGUUAUACCUGGACUAGAUUACCACUGCAAACAAGCGAGAAACAAGCCAGUGGACAAGGGUCACAACAUUACGAUUAGUGACGAUGAUGGCGACGAAGAACACCCGCAGCGGAAAUCGUAACGUAGCAAAGCAAAAAAAAGGUACGUCGAUUGAGAACGCUGCACAGAAAAAAGGCCUGCCUCAGCCAAAUCAGAGUAGCAAAAUAUUGACUUCCAGGGCUGGCCAUUUUAUUGUUACUGUUAAUGAUGAUGAUAAUGAUGAUGAUAAUGAUGAUGAUAAUGAUGAUGAUGGUGCUAUAGUAAUACAAAAUGGUCUCGAAAGCUUAGUGUGAUAUAUGAUAAAGCGAUCGAGGUGAGAGGAAGAGUAAAAUAGCAGUACGGUUAUCGUAAUUGACCCACUUUGUAAAGUGCAUAACAACAAAGGUAGCAACAAAACUACCCACGACGAACGCGGUGCGUUCCAGAGGAGUAAUUUCCUAAUUGAUCCUCUCCAUCCUGAUUUCCUUGUUACGAGCGCCGAAGAAGAGGUUGUUUUUCGACACUAGGAAGCAGUUCUACUUCAACAACACUCGACUGGGGGUGAGAAAGUGUUUAACGUGCAAAGUUGUUCAGUGUCAAAAAGGAAAAGUUUAUCCCGAAACAAGUUAUUCUCUAAAGGGGGUUUUGUGUUAGGAGAGAAGGCCACAGCGGCAACAUGAUUGUCGUAAUGGAGGAGAUUAAUAGUGGCACUUCCGGCAGCACGAGAGGUAACGAGGCGGAAGCACCCGGCAUGGAGAUACAGGUGGGAGGCCAGCAAAACGGAAACGACACCGAAGUAACCACGGAAGAUGCGCAAGAACAGCAAGAGUCGUCUUCGUCGUCAGGUGGCACGUCCAACAGUUCGGGACGGUACGGUCAUCGGCAAUCGUCACUAGCGUUAACACCUGAGGAGGAACCUCUCGACACAUACCCUAGAUUAAUAUCGGAUUUAAAAUUUCCCAACCUGUUGCCACCCAACCCACCGAUCAAGAUUUUAAUAGCAUUUUGCAAAAAUGACCCCGUGUUCGAGGCGCUGGUCAGCGCCAGCCAUCGGCUUAACUUCGAGCCGACCUUCGUCAAAUCGCCCGAAGCCGCCCUCGAGGCAUUCCAGAAUGCGACCAGCGGCGGCCAUCACAUCGUCAUCGUCGAUGCCCGACAUCCUCGGAUCAUCGAAGCGGACGCCCUCGGGAGGUCUAUACGAAACUCGAAAGGAAGUCAGCAUACCACAAUGGUUGCAGUAGUGAAAAAAAGUGUAUUCGAAAAGGACGAUACGGCUGUAAUGUCAUUGCUGGAUGUUGGCUUCAACCGGUGCAUAAUAGAAUCACCACACGUAUCCAUUUGCUCUUCGGAACUGCGACAGAUUCAACACUCGCUGGUCCGGCCGCAGAAUGUGAUAUCCACGCAACAGGCUUUAUACACAGCUCUCCAUCGUUCACGGGAAGCGAUCAUUAUCACUGACGAUACGUUGCGAAUCCAGUACGCAAAUCGGGCAAGUGAAAGAGUCCUGAACAUGAAACUGGACGAAAUCGUUGGCAGAUCUCUCAGCGACAUGGUGACGGCUGAUAUUAGCAACAUUUUAUCUCAUACCAGUAGACAUAAGGAUUACGAAGGGUACAUCAGCACUCGUCGAAAAUCACAGGAAACGCUGCAUCUUCACGUCCGCGCCGUACCUGUCUCCUGUAUAGGAAGAAGUCCCACCCAUUUGGUUCUAAUUUUGGAAUCGCCUGCUGCCGGAACCACCCUGACGGCACUUGCCAGCGAUGCCUUGCAAACGCUUCCCCAGGGCAAGGAGAUGGCUCGAGGUUCGCUGCAUUCGAUUCGACGUGGCAGUUUUGACGUCCGCUCCAUAGCUUCCGACGGUUUACGCCGUACCAGUUUGGCCAAAUUGUCUCAGCUUCCACUGGAGGCACCUAUCACCAAGGUUCUAAGCUUGCUAACUCAAGUUCAGGAGAGUUGCUCCCAUGAAGAGGUUAAACUACUGGACCGGGUGAUGGAGUUUCUCAAAAGGGAAGGACUCUACAGUCCCCAGAUGAAGGAAAUGCGCACCGAAGAUCCGGUAGCAACGGACCUUAUAGGAGCGUUGUUGACGCAAGGACCUACAAACACAAUAUCGUCUCGGAGAAGUUCGAACGAUUCGAUCAUUCGAGGCGGAGGACGACCGUCCACCGGCAGCAUCGUGUUUACCAAAUCCAGAGAAUCUUCACAACUGUCCGAAUUACUAAACAGUGCAUUGGCCUGGGAUUUUGAGAUAUUUAAGCUGGAAGAACUGACGGAAAAGCGACCGCUCGUUUGUUUAGGUCUUGAACUUUUGCGGAGAUUCGACGUUUACAAUACCUUUUGCUGUGAUGAAAUGACUUUCAAACUAUGGCUUAUCAAAAUGGAAGAGUAUUACAAGGCAGAAAACACAUAUCACAACAGUACACACGCCGCGGAUGUGAUGCAGGCGACAGCGUGCUAUCUGCAACAGUUGGCCACCCGCGAGAUCAAGGUGAUGGACCGGAUGGACGAAGCCACCGCUCUAAUAGCGGCAGCAACCCAUGACAUUGAGCACCCCGGUCGCUCGUCGGCAUUCCUGUGUAACUCCGACCAUGAGCUGGCUCUGCUGUACAACGACAAUUGCGUACUAGAAUCACACCACGCGGCAACUACCUUCAAGUUGACGCUUAACGAUGACAAGGUCAAUAUCUUCAAAAAUCUUGACCGAGAAAUGUACAAACUAGCUCGUCAAAUUAUCGUCGACAUGAUCCUGGCCACGGAGAUGACCCGACACUUUGAACACUUGGCCAAGUUUGUGAGUGUGUUCGGAACGGACGUGGACGGCAGGGAUUCAUCGCACGAGAACGACGAGAACCAGGUUCUAGUGCGAAGGAUGUUAAUCAAGUGUGCCGACGUCAGCAAUCCAACCCGACCGCUGAAAUUCUGCGUCGAAUGGGCCCGCCGAAUUGCGGAGGAGUACUUCACCCAAACGGACGAGGAAAAGCGAAGAAAUUUGCCGAUUGUUAUGCCUAUGUUUGACCGGACGACUUGCAGCAUUUCCAAGAGUCAGAUCGGAUUUAUCGAAUAUAUCAUUCACGACAUGAUGGAUGCAUGGAACAGUUUCAUUGAUAUGCCCGAAAUCAUUCGCUACAUGGAACACAACUACUCCAAAUGGAAGCUGUUCGAAGAGCAGGGCAUAAACACGCUGAACGACAUCAAGCGGAUGCAGCUCACGCUCAACGCCGAGGCGGCCGGCUCGUCCUCGAUAGAAGAACUCCCGUAGGUACGUCAGAAAAAAGAAGCUUCGAGUGUCUGGAAAGUCCCUUCCCAGAUUCGGUUUGUUCAAUUAAAGCAGCCAUACAUGUAUCUAAACAUAUAUAUUUGAUAGGCAUUUGUCGAUAUCGCAGCGCGAGCAAUGUUUUAGUCUUAUUUUUUCUCCAACUCAUUAAAGCACAUUUGGUGGUUAAAAGUUGUGCCAGGAGAAGAAAAUUAUAUUUCCAAGCAUAGAUUCCCUGGAGCCAACUUUUCUUGUGAGCUCUUUUUUGCUUGCUGAUGUCGGGUAGUUUUCUUCGAUAAAUUGGAAGGCCCAUAAUGAUACAUGCUUACGGUCCUCGGUUCCAGACAACAGGAAGAUGGAGUGGAAAAUUGUCUGAAGCAAAACAUAACUUUCUACUGCCUUACAACAGAAAAAGUUUGACACGCAACAAGAGUGUACGUGCGGAAGAUUCUAUCGGUAUUAAAAUUUUGUGGCGGAGAUAGAAUUUGGCAAACAACUUAGAAACGCUAGUAAAAGAUUUUUUCUGAGAAUUCAAUUCAAUAUUUUAUGCUCUUGAAAUAAUUUUGAUGUAUUUGGCUUCCGCGAAGAACACAUUCUGAGUCUAGCCGCGUGAUAUUAAAUCAGUUGGAAAUAAUGCAGAUCCUAUAAAGCUCUUGUUGUGAUUCAGGAUCGUAGCAAACGAAAAGGUACACAAAGUCCUAUUCAUUUAUCUGUUUUGAUUUUGAAUUCUUUUUGUAUUUCAUCGAAACUACCCGAGAACUGUAGUAACGUUCUCGUUGUCUUCCAGAUUUUUUUCAAAGCUACUAUAGAUUUGUGAGUGAAUUAUACUAAGUGUCAUAGAAUCCACACAACAACCAUAAAUGUUUCACAAUGUUCUUACCGCACCUCUUCUCUCUUCGAAGUAUGUGUCUAACGAAAAAAUAAACCGAAUGUAAAGAUUAACAAAUUUAAUUUUGCAGUUUAAUAAAUGGUUCGAACUGUGCUACCAUAAAGACUAUAAGGCGAAUCAUAACACAAAUGUGAAGCUAAAUCAAUGUUUGCAGGGUCGAGACAAAUUUAUACUGUAGACAAAAGAAAAUUGUAUUCAGUGGCUUACCCAACCAAUUAAUUAGUGUUUUUGGAAACCCCACUAUAGAUAAAACCCCCGAAAGACACCGACAAAGGUUGAGCCAAUUUAGAUGGAAAUUGUAAAAGAUAACGAAAACCCAAUCUCGGUAUGUUCGUACACCCUUUAAAGUACGAAAGCUGGUUGCUGUUUUCUCCAAUCGUCUAGCUAGGAAUAAAUGUAACGUUACUAUUUACUAUUCCCGAUAUCGUCUUCACAAUCGAAAAAAGAAUGGUUUCACUAACUUUGUGGAACGUUCUUGUAUAGUAGAAAAAAGUAACCAUUAGAAAGGAUACAUUUUACUGUGUAUACACGCGAAACACACACAUACACAAAUUGAUGUUUUAAUAUGAUCAUCGCUCCGAACGAACUGCGGGCGGGCACAAAAGGAUUCCCUGCAGAACAGGAAAACGUUGAUUGAACCAAACAAACCACGACUUGAACCAACUAAACUUUAAAAAAAAUGUGUGUGUUCGUGUUUAUGUUUGUGCUAGACUAAAACUAAUACACUAUUUCUCUGAUAUGCUGGCCAUAUCACUUUUACACACUUGAUUAAAUGUCAUUACUGUACCAGUGGAUGAGAUUGAACCGAGAGAGAAUGGUUUUUUUUUUCAAUCUAUACAAAAACAAUAACGAUGUUAACUGAUUGUAAGUCAUAUAUAUAUAUAUAUAUAUAUAUAUAUAUAUAUAUAUAUAUAUAUAUAUAUAUAUAUAUAGACACCCAAAAAAUGUAGUAGAAAGUACGGUGAAACAAAACAAUAUGAUUUGUUUGUCAACAUAAGCAGCUGAACAACUACAAGAAAACAUAAAUAUACAUUUAGAAAAGAAUCAUCGUAAACACUAGAGCCUAAUAUUUAAAUUAAAUUAAAACAGAUUAAUAAAGGCAAAGGCAAGAGAGUAGCAAAAAUUCGAUCCAACCGGGGAGAACAAAAACAACUCUCAUAAUAGCAACAAUAGUCUAAUUCCGGAAUAAACGCUAGAUGUUCUAUUGAAUCUGAAAACACUAACACUGUGCUAAUGUACGCGCGUAAAUAGGAAAAGAGAUCAAUGCAAAAAGAGAAGAGAAUAAAAACUAACAAAGUCGUAGAAAUCUAAUUCUACAAUAAAGAGAUUGAUGAGUGAAA
Messenger RNA from Wyeomyia smithii (pitcher-plant mosquito), 6314 nucleotides. RefSeq names its product high affinity cAMP-specific and IBMX-insensitive 3',5'-cyclic phosphodiesterase 8 (gene Pde8). The record is from RefSeq and is a predicted model, not a curated record. The coding region runs from base 1509 to 4091 and encodes 860 amino acids. Gene Ontology annotation, molecular function: 3',5'-cyclic-nucleotide phosphodiesterase activity. The transcript is spliced from 16 exons. Gene Ontology annotation, biological process: positive regulation of ERK1 and ERK2 cascade; signal transduction. Lineage: Eukaryota; Metazoa; Arthropoda; Insecta; Diptera; Culicidae.